GGCGCAUUCGCUUAGAACCGACGAAAUCUCCGACGCGUUUCCGACAUGAAUGUACGAGCAAGUGUGUUAACGACCGUCUUGGUCGUAAUUGCUACUGCUGCCGUCCACGCAUCACCUGUAGGCGACUGUCCGCCAGUAGAUCCAGUGGAUCACACAGACCAUCUACCAGACAGCCAAAACUGUUCACUUUUCUACAAAUGUGAUCACGCAGCUCCUGUACUGUUUGUAUGUCCUGAUGGGUUGCACUUCAACCCCACAUUGGAAGUCUGUGACUGGCCAGAUAAUGCAGGUUGCACAGGUGGAUCAGCACCAACUUCGGCUCCCAGCUCCACUGCUGCACCUACAAGUGCUGCCACUACAUCUGCUCCAACAUCAGCACCAAGCUCAACAGCUAAUCCUGCUCCAUCAGGAGACUGCCCAGCUGUCGGUACAUGUCCACAAAAUGAAGAUGAGAAUUCUAUUGCUAAGCACCUUCCUCAUGCCUCAAACUGCAGUCAGUUCUGCAAAUGUGACCAUGGUAAACCCGUGACAUUCGACUGUCCUGCUGGACUUCACUUCAAUCCUACUCUGGAGGUAUGUGACUGGCCAGAAAAUGCAGGUUGCGCAGGUGGAUCAGCACCAACUUCGGCUCCCAGCUCCACUGCUGCACCUACAAGUGCUGCCACUACAGCUGCUCCAACAUCAGCACCAAGCUCCACAGCUAAACCUGCUCCAUCAGGAGACUGCCCAGCUGUCGGCACAUGCCCACAAAAUGAAGAUGAGAAUUCUAUUGCUAAGCACCUUCCUCAUGCCUCAAACUGCAGUCAGUUCUGCAAAUGUGACCAUGGUAAACCCGUGACAUUCGACUGUCCUGCUGGACUUCACUUCAAUCCUACUCUGGAGGUAUGUGACUGGCCAGAAAAUGCAGGUUGCGCAGGUGGAUCAGCACCAACUUCGGCUCCCAGCUCCACUGCUGCACCUACAAGUGCUGCCACUACAUCUUCUCCAACAUCAGCACCAAGCUCAACAGCUAAACCUGCUCCAUCAGGAGACUGCCCAGCUGUCGGCACAUGUCCACAAAAUGAAGAUGAGAAUUCUAUUGCUAAGCACCUUCCUCAUGCCUCAAACUGCAGUCAGUUCUGCAAAUGUGACCAUGGUAAACCCGUGACAUUCGACUGUCCUGCUGGACUUCACUUCAAUCCUACUCUGGAGGUAUGUGACUGGCCAGAAAAUGCAGGUUGUGCAGGUGGAUCAGCACCAACAUCAGCUCCCAGCUCCACAGCUGCUCCCACAAGCGCUGCCACUACACCUGCUCCAACAGCUGCACCAAGUUCAACUGCCAAACCAACAGUGGCUCCCUCAGGAGACUGCCCAGCUGUCGGCUCGUGCCCACAAAAUGAAGAUGAGAACUCUAUUGCUAAGCAUCUUCCCCAUGCAUCCGACUGCACCAAGUUCUGCAAAUGUGACCAUGGGAAACCUGUCACAUUCGACUGUCCUGCUGGACUUCACUUCAACCCUACUCUGGAAGUGUGUGACUGGCCAUACCGUGCUGGAUGUGCAAGUAAAUCAGGAUCAACUGCAGCCUCUAGCUCAUCUACAGCUUGAUCAACAAGGACUGCCACUACAGGGUGUACAACUUCAGCUGCACUUUAACUGCUGCACCUAGGAGCUCCAUCAUAUCAGACUCUUGUAAGACAGUUGGAUCACGUCUUGUGUAUGAUCAUGUCUCUAUUGUUAAGUGUCUUGCAUACAGAACCAACUGCGGUGUAUAUUGUAGACGAUUGAGUAAUAACUAAGAAUGUCUUGGUUGACUUCAUUACAGUUUAAAAUUGCAAGUGUGUGACUGUCCUUGUGCUGCUUGUCAAUCGGUGAAAAGUGCAUAUAUAUGUGAACUGUGUAUUACUUAGGAAUUUUCCAUGCGCUUAUAAUUAUGUAAUGUACAUAUUUGUUUGAUUACUCACAAUAAAGUCAUACGUUUAAUGCUGUGAAACUCA
Schistocerca cancellata (South American locust) is the source of this 1973-nucleotide messenger RNA. RefSeq names its product probable chitinase 10. The coding region runs from base 46 to 1584 and encodes 512 amino acids. The transcript is spliced from 3 exons. Gene Ontology annotation, molecular function: chitin binding. Gene Ontology annotation, cellular component: extracellular region. Lineage: Eukaryota; Metazoa; Arthropoda; Insecta; Orthoptera; Acrididae. The record is from RefSeq and is a predicted model, not a curated record.